Messenger RNA from Canariomyces notabilis, 1404 nucleotides. RefSeq lists its product as uncharacterized. Lineage: Eukaryota; Fungi; Ascomycota; Sordariomycetes; Sordariales; Chaetomiaceae. The record is from RefSeq and is a predicted model, not a curated record. Bases 1 to 1404 code for a protein of 467 amino acids. The transcript has a single exon.
AUGUCGGUAUUCUCGAAAAUCAAGAAGGGCCGCCAGGCAGCCAAAGAGCACCGUGCAGAGCAGGCCGAGAGGGAAAGGAAGGAGGCCGCGAAGGCGCCGUACAAGCACAUACCGAAGCAUGCUGCCAUAGAUGCUCUGUCGGGCGGCCCAGCGGGCUGGAGGGAGAACGACCGACAGAAGAUAGUCGAACAGAACCGGAGACGGAGCGCCAUGACGGCUAGCGGAGUAGGUAUGAGCGGCAUGAUGACGCCGGUUCAUGCCGGCAUGCCUCGUGUCUCCAGCUCUCUCUCUCACGUCUCAUACCCGUCUGCAUAUGCGACCCCCAUCGUCCAGCUCCCACGAAAUUACAGCUAUAGCAGCAUGCCGUCUGGUUGGACUAACCAAGCGGGGGAAAUGAGCUACACCUCGAUGGACAUGGCGUCGAGCAUGUCACCGAAAGGCAAGGAAGUUGAGAGGGUCGUUAUCGAUUCCUCCCGCACUAGUCGGUCUUCGAGUAAAGUGUCCACAAACCGAGUUUCGCUUCCACUUGCGAACGGGGAUGGUACCGUCUCCCCUGUCAGCAGCUCUGGUAACUCGACCAGCUCACAGGAUGACUUGGAGAUGAAGCCCGCUCGAGUCAACAACUCGGCUAGCGCUUCACGACCUAACAGGCCGAUGAGCAAUUUCGAGACCAUCCAUCGGCUGCACCCGGGACAUUCGCGCAGAGUGUCCGACCCGAACCGUUCCGGAGCACACUCACGAACAUCGUCAGUCCCGCUCACCAGUUCCAUCGCUCCCGGGAUCCCUCCUGUUCCCACGCUUCCGCCGAUGCAGUUUGGCACAGCCAUUACAACCCCGGGAGCAUCCUUGUCCGGCGGAUCGGCCUCAAGUUCGGUCACUAUGGUGCCUGUCGCAUCCAGCACAUCUCUUGCGGCUAAGGUGGCGCCAACAGUUACACUCCUAGCUGCGGUGAAAGCGGAAGAACAAGACACGGUUCAAGAGGUCAGCAUCACGCCAGAACCCUCGAGCGAGGAAGAGCUUGCACACUCGACACCUCCGACCACUCCGCCGACAGCCUCAUCCUCGCCUUCGAAGUCGGACUCUUCUGGCAAGGAGAGGCGGAAAAUCUCGAAGAAGACCCGGUUCUCGGAGCUGGAGACAAUCAAGUCGAACGUAUCCGAGGUCAUUGAGAUUAGCACCCCGACCGAGCUGGCGAGAGAGAACGACGAGAAGAGGCGGCCAGCUUCGGUGGUAACUGCGCUCCCGACGAAUUUCGACGAAGGGAGUCUUCCCGCGCCUACACACAUGGCUUUGCCUCCUCCCAAGCCGGGCAAGCUCUCCAAGAACCCAGGCUCUGGGGCGAAACUGGCCAAGAAGAAUCGCUGGUCACUAAGGAGCAGUAAGAGCGCAGUGGCAGCCGGCUGA